AGCAGAGCGCGGACAAACACGCAGAGGGGAGGGGGAGCUGCUGCCUUUGCGGAAGCCAGUGGAGAGCCGAGGCGGCGCUAAAUCAAAUUACCAUACUAACUAGUUCUCUGUGCGCCGAUGUGAGGGGAACAGCCUGAAGAAAAGCCUCCGUUUUAAAGUCAAGACACCUACGAGUCCGGCCUCAUUUUGUUGGGAUCUUCCUGCCGUCCGCCUGCAGAGGAGAUGGGGGACAAGGCGGGCACCAGAGUUUUCAAGAAGUCGAGCCCCAACUGUAAGUUGACAGUUUACUUGGGAAAGCGAGACUUUGUGGACCACCUGGACCACGUGGACCCAGUCGAUGGCGUGAUCCUGGUCGACCCAGAGUACCUGAAGGACAGGAAAGUCUUCGUCACGCUGACCUGUGCGUUCCGAUAUGGACGCGAGGACCUGGACGUGCUCGGUCUGUCCUUCCGGAAGGAUCUCUACAUCUCCACCUUCCAGGCCUUCCCUCCGGUGCCCGAGGAGCGGAAACCCAACAGCCGGCUGCAGGAGAGGCUGCUGAAGAAGCUCGGCCAGCACGCACACCCCUUCUACUUCACCAUUCCUCAGAAUCUGCCCUGCUCAGUCACUCUACAGCCCGGACCCGAGGACACCGGCAAGGCCUGUGGUGUUGACUUUGAGAUCAGAGCUUUCUGCGCCAAGUCGAUGGAAGAGAAGAUUCACAAGAGGAACUCGGUGCGUCUGGUGAUCAGGAAGGUUCAGUACGCUCCGGAGAAGCCCGGUCCUCAGCCGAUGGUGGAGACCACCCGCAGCUUCCUGAUGUCCGACAGGUCCCUGCACCUGGAGGCAUCUCUGGACAAAGAGCUGUAUUAUCACGGCGAGCCCAUCAGCGUCAACGUCCACGUCACCAACAACUCCACCAAGACCGUCAAGAGGGUGAAGAUCUCCGUGCGUCAGUACGCCGACAUCUGCCUGUUCAGCACUGCCCAGUACAAAUGUCCAGUGGCUCAGCUGGAGGCAGACGACCAGGUGUCGUCCAGCUCCACCUUCUGCAAGGUGUACACUCUGACCCCGACACUGGACAAGAACAGAGAGAAGAGAGGACUCGCUCUGGACGGGAAGCUCAAACAUGAAGACACCAACCUGGCCUCAUCCACCAUUGUGAAGGACGUCACCAACAAGGAGGUCCUGGGAAUCCUGGUGUCCUACAGAGUCAAAGUCAAGCUGGUGGUGUCCCGUGGAGGGCUGCUGCGAGGCUUAUUGGAGAGGGACGUGUCGGUGGAGCUGCCCUUCAUCUUAAUGCAUCCUAAACCUCCGGAGCCGCCGGCGUCCCGCCCGCAGUCAGCUGUGCCAGAAACUGACCCGCCCAUCGACACCAAUUUGAUAGAGUUUGACACAAACAGCAUCUCGCAGGACGAUGACUUCGUCUUCGAGGACUUCGCCCGCCUCCGGCUCAAAGGUGUUGUGGACGACAAGGACGAGGACUGCUAGGAGCUCGCCAACCCCUUCAUAUGCUCGCUUCAAAACCACAACACACACACACACACACACACACACACUCACACACUGUUCACAUUCCCCAGGGAUGGAUGAGGGUAUAUUUGGACGGAGGCCUCGGAGGGGCUGGGUGGUGUUCUUCCUCUCUUGCUUCAGCCAUUCGUCACGCCACCUCUGGCAUUUUUCCGCCGUCUUCUCCAUCUGUUGUCUCUCGUUUCUCUUUUUUGCUAGAAAUUCUAAAUGUUAAGCAGCUGCAGGACAGAUGUUGGCACUGUGGAUGGGAACCUGUGCUGCUCGUCGUGGGCGGGGCUUUGAGAUAGAAAGCAGGAAGCUAAAGAAUCAGCAGCGUUCGUCCGCUUUGUUUUUGAAUGUUUCCCGACGAUCACCGUCCUGUACAAACAGAAUAUAUAUUUGGAAAAAAAAUUGUUCGGUGGUGAUCGCCGCUUUCCUUCGAGUAAAUCCUGUAGAUAGUUUUUCUCGCGGUGGCUGCAGCGAGAGGAAAUACAUGUGCACACAAACACACACUCAGAGAAGUCUUACAAGCGACUGAAGUUCGAUUUCACCAGCAUCCGCUCUCCUCCUGCUCCAACUGUCGUCCAUGUUCAGAAACGUUCACCGUGUUCUGUCGGCUUUUUUUAAUAAAAAAAACAUUCCAGUGCGGACACUUCAUUCAAAUCCCAGAGAUCAUUUUGCAAUCCUGCUUUUUAAGAAAUUACAUGAAAAGACGACAACCAAAACUUUAUCCACCCUCUCCGUGAGUGGAGCUAAUUUAACUCUUUAUUUUGGAUUUAAUCCUGUUAAAGCUCAACAGUAAGCUGGUAGUUGUCUGAAUACUGUUGUUGGUUAAGAGAAUGAAGACGUGUAAUUGCACCAAUGUGACAGCGAACAAAUUGAAGCUAAAAACAAAGCAUAUAAAUCUGAGAUGGUACAGGGGACCUGAUCACUGAGAGUCACGAUUCUUCAUUUAUAUCCUGGGUUGUUUUAGUUUCUCUGAUGGAAAUAAAGAAAACUCUUGAGUUUAGUCACACUGGAAUCUUUUUUUUCCCCUUGAACUUUGGACUGGAUUUGGAGGUCGAGUCACUGGAUAGGUUUUUUACCUUUCUUUGAUCUGUUUCUGUUUAUUUCAUUUCCAGAUUUACAGUUAAAGUCAAUGAAACUGAUGCUAAAGUCUGUUUCUCCUGUUGCUUGUUAAAAUAGAAACGGUCUGAGACUCGGUGCGGCCGGUUUAACUCGCCAUUGUCAGCUCAUUGAAGGGAAACUCUGGUGCUCGUUGUUUGGUUUGUUGUCUUCACUCACUGGUCCAAACUCACUUUGAACAAGCAUUUAGAUGAAGUUAGUAUGAAGCUUCACCUCAGAGUUAGGUCAUCACAGGAAGCUGUGCCUUUAAGGCUUCACUGUUGCCAACACGAUGAUCUAUGAACUUUGGUGACUGACAAGAACUCAGCUUUUUUUAAAAAGAAAAAUUGUUGGUUUAAAACGUUUGGGCAAACUUGGGAUGUGUCAGUUUAGAAACACUGCGUGGUGUUAUUUUUCUCUAAUUAAGUUCAUAUAAGUUCAGGUCUUACAUUUUAGUUUCAGGGGAUAAACCAUUAAAUAUUUUUUUUUAGUAAAUAUAACUUUAAAAUUAAUAUUAACUUUUUAAUAAAAUAAAACAACCACAUAUUCUUAUAAUUUCUAAUCGUUGAGAGCUUUUCUUUAUUUUAUUGUGUAGAUUGCAAAGAUACAUUUUAAAUUAAUGUCACCAUUUUCUUUUCUGGAAUUAUUUCCAAUCUGGUAACAAAUAUUUCUGUGGCCUUUACUGUUGUUUAGUUUGUACUGUGAUGAUACAAUAUUUGGGGGUUUGUCCGGGAUUUGGCAGUUUCAGUUAUUUCUAGACCAUCAAACACAGAUUACUUAAAUCCCACUAUUGUUUUGUUUGACACAUUGAAAGAUGCUGAUGACGGUGAACAGACUUACUCACUUUAAUGUUGACCUGUUCAAAUUUGACUUAUUUCCUGUGAAUGUUCGUAUUAAACAUGGUUGAAGUUUCUGAUAACCAAUUGGUCAAUGAUCCGUAAUCCUGCAGCCAAAUGCUCAGUUUUUUUUGUUUUUCCUACUCACAUCUGUAUGAUGUCAUGCAGAGCAGAUGUCCCUAUUAUGAUCAUCUCAGGACACAGAAACCAUCUCAUGUUCUGACCAGAGGCAGCCAAUCAGAAGAAAGUUGUCUUAAAGUGGAAGUGAGAGCUCAGUACAAGAUAAGGAUUAUUUAGAGCUGUGAAUCACGCAAAGCUGCUUUGCUAGAUUCUCAUAGAGACCAAGGAUAAAAAUGCAGAGCUGGUAAUGAGCAGUAUUGAUUCACUUUGAAAUGUUUUUCACACCUUUAUUCUCAAUAUGUGACCAAAACAUAAUGAUCUAAAAAUGAAACCAUAAAACUUUUUUUUAAAGGUUGAUGCCAAAGGAAAUGUAUAAACUUGAGAAGCUGAAGUUGUUUAAAAUAGUCCAAAAUGGACCAAAGCAUCAACACAAACAUGCAUAAAAAGACCACUGGGCAGUCGUGUUGAAGAGAAAUGAACUGAAACUAAAGGCAGUGCUGUGCUGUGUAGUACCACGAGAUAGUGCUGUGAGUCUUUGCUGGACCUUGAUUUCAAAUCUGGUCCAGAGUUUGGAUUUAGGUGUUUUGGCGAGUACCCGGUAUGUCUGCCAUAAUGUCUACAAAACAGGAAGUGAUUUCUGCUGGUGGGACGGACAGAGAGCAGCUUAAAAGUAGCUGCACAUUGACUCUCUGCUUCAUCUUGUGGUCCAAAGUGCAGCCAUGCUGCUCUUCUUCACGUUCUUUUGAAACUUUAGCUCAUUUUGGAAGCUUUUAAACAGUUUUUAAAGCACGUUUACUUACAGGAAGUAACUUUAGGGUGCCAUGAGAAACAUAACAGCCAAAAUGAACCAAUCAGCACCAGUGUUUCCGUUCUAAAUCCACCUCACCGACAUCCCGCCUUGCCCUCUCAAGACCAUCAAACCAUUUAAGUGAUCUCUUUUCUUCCCUCCAUCCAAACUCGGACACGAUGUGAAGGACUUCAGGUUUUAGAUGCCAGCUUUCCAAAUCUGUUGCUUUUAUUCUAGGCUUUAUUAUCGUUAUUAUUAAUGUUAUUUUGUUAAUGAUUUUUGGCCCCAAAUCCCCGUACAGAUCAACAUUUCAGAUGAACACGAGCACUGCACUUUCAUUGGAUGAAAACCCCGCAGAACUGCAGACGUUUUAUUUCAGAAGACGAAGACGAAUGUUAACAUUUAUUUUUCCCUAAAAUUGUUUGUCGGGGUUUCACAACUUGAACUUUCUGUUUUGUUCAAUUUUAAAACUGCCAAAUUUCCCUCCUUCCCACCCCCCCUCCUUCCUUAGCUCAGUCAAACGUUACAGCUGUGACCCUAAAAGAAGACGUAGAUGAAGAAGCCGACUCGGAGCAUGAUUUGAAUUCCUUUGUUUGAAAUUUUGUUUCCAAGCAGUGCUGUGAAUCGUACGAGCUGUGAUUCUGUCCUUAUUUUGUCGUGCAUAUGUGGGGUAACUUUGCUAAGUGUGAAAAUAUUUUGACAAGUGCCACGCCCCGGCCUGUGCGAUGCUUACCAUAAUGUCUAUAAAACAGGAAGUGAUUUCUGCUGGUGGAACGGACACCAGAACAGAUAGAUCUAUGAUUAUUAUGCUUCUGAUUAUUAUUAUUAUUAUUAUGGUGACUUCUUAUUAUUCUACUGUAUCAUCAUUGCGACCAUGAUUAUUCUCAUAAUCAUUUAAGAGUCUAUUGUUUCGCCAUGUAUUUUUUAUGUUGAGAUUUUUAUUUUAGUUUUCUUUUUAUUAAAGGUAAAAAGAACUAACAGACA
This is a messenger RNA of Neolamprologus brichardi, 5319 nucleotides long. RefSeq names its product arrestin red cell. The record is from RefSeq and is a predicted model, not a curated record. NCBI's taxonomy places the organism in Eukaryota, Metazoa, Chordata, Actinopteri, Cichliformes, Cichlidae. Gene Ontology annotation, cellular component: cytoplasm. Gene Ontology annotation, biological process: G protein-coupled receptor internalization; signal transduction; positive regulation of ERK1 and ERK2 cascade. Gene Ontology annotation, molecular function: angiotensin receptor binding.